Messenger RNA from Chaetomium globosum CBS 148.51, 1842 nucleotides. RefSeq lists its product as uncharacterized. The record is from RefSeq and is a predicted model, not a curated record. Gene Ontology annotation, biological process: transmembrane transport. The coding region runs from base 1 to 1842 and encodes 613 amino acids. NCBI's taxonomy places the organism in Eukaryota, Fungi, Ascomycota, Sordariomycetes, Sordariales, Chaetomiaceae. Gene Ontology annotation, cellular component: endoplasmic reticulum; membrane. The transcript is spliced from 2 exons.
AUGCCGAGCUUCGUCACCCCGGCCAUCCUGAUCAACAACAGCACAAGCUAUCCAUUGCUCCUCAUCACAGCGCUCGAAGACACGGGCAUCUUGGACUCGCUCAUCGUGACCGACGAGACCGCGAAACAAGCCAUCGAACGAGCCAAGGCCUACCUCUUAGUCUACUCGACCAUCAGCAACUGCGUCACCUUCGCCGUAGGGCCACGCCUAAUCGAUUCAGAGCACGCCGCCGAUGACGAGGACGACGAAGAUGACAAAACCGGCAAUGGCAAUAGGGGUCGAGAUGGUCAUACCGCUGCUUCAACCCCAGACGUGGAAGCCAACGAAGAGACUCGGUUGUUGGAUAGCCAACUACCAAACUCACCACAUCCCCUGAGACGCAGCUCAUUUUCUUUUUCACUCCCUAGCAAGAGCGGGAAGCCGACAUCGAAACCUGACCAUCGCCGGCCUUGGUUUAUGUCCCCCCAGAGAUGGAAUCGUCUGUCAUCCCAAACCAAAUGGUGGUUUCUAUUCAUCCUCGACUUCUUUAACGCGCCACUACUCGGGGCCAUCGUCGGCGCCGUUGUCGGCUUAGUCCCGCCAUUUCACCGCGCCUUCUUCAACAGCUCGGACGACGGAGGCAUAUUUACCGCCUGGCUGACCUCAGCGUUGAAACAAAUCGGGGGACUCUUCGUCAGCUUGCCUGUUGUCGUCGCCGGAAUCACCCUCUUCUGCUCUACCAAGGAGGCCAGGGCCAAUAACGAGAGUGGCAUGAAUUUGCCCCUCGGGACGACCCUGUACAUUCUGUUUGUCCGCUUCAUCGCCUGGCCUGCCGUCUCCAUUAGUGUUAUUUACGUCCUCGCCGCCAAGACUAGCCUGCUCGGUUCCGAUCCGGUUCUGUGGUUUUGUUUGAUGAUGAUGCCCGAGUGGACCAAGCGCCAUGAAGCUCAUCACCCUCGAUUCAGGUGGCUGAGGGAACCAAGGAGACUGCUUUCGCUCCAUGGCAAAAUGCCCGCCACGCCCAAGCUACAGCAAGUCAAGCCCUCCGAGGGCCGCGACGCCGUCUUUCGAGCCCUGCGCGAGGAUGGUGCCGUCAUCAUCAAGGGCCUCUUCACAAAAGACCAAGUUCGCCGGCUCAACCAUGAGGUCCAACCUGCCAUGGACAAGAUCGGUGUGGGCUCCAAGCAGUCCGAGGAAUGGCUCAAGGAUUUCCACGGCGACAAGACAAAGCGGUUGAACGGCGUGGUCGCGCUCAGCGAGACGUUUCGCCACGAGAUCCUCGAGAACGACCUGAUCCACGAGCUGUGUGAGGAGAUCUAUCUCCAAGACGCAGGCGGGUAUUGGAUGAACUCGGCCCAGGUCAUCGACAUCGGCCCGGGGAGCAAGGCGCAGCCGCUGCACCGGGACCAAUGGCAAUUCCCCAUCUUUACGUACAGCGGCCCCGACGCGCCCGAGGCGAGCGUCAACUUCGUCGUGGCCUUGACCGAGUUCACCGACGAGAACGGCGCGACCAGAGUGAUCCCCGGAAGCCACAGGUGGCAGGACCUGCAGCAAAACGGAACGCCCGAAGACACCAUCCCCGCCGAGAUGGAGGUGGGCGACGCCUGUUUCAUCACUGGCAAGGUCGUACACGGCGGCGGCGCCAACCGCACCAAGGACUUUACGAGGAGGGCUAUCACUCUGGUGUUCCAGUGCUCCUAUCUCACGCCGGAAGAGGCGUAUCCGUUUAUCGUGUCCAAGGAGAUUGCCAAGACGCUCAGCCCGCGGGGGCAGCGUAUGAUCGGGUUCCGAUCCCAGUUCCUGAAGGACAGUCCCGGCGUGUGGAAGCGUGACUACGGGGAGGUGGAUGAGGCGUAUUGUUAA